Drosophila novamexicana is the source of this 2219-nucleotide messenger RNA. Its product is annotated as MIT domain-containing protein 1. NCBI's taxonomy places the organism in Eukaryota, Metazoa, Arthropoda, Insecta, Diptera, Drosophilidae. Bases 128 to 847 code for a protein of 239 amino acids. The transcript is spliced from 3 exons. The record is from RefSeq and is a predicted model, not a curated record.
GCUCAAAACAGUUUCAACGUUAUUUGUCUUUAAUAGGAAAAAUUUAAGUGCAUCCAAAUCGGUUAGAUUUACUUAAACUAUAUAGUGCAACUCUUGGGAAUGUACUAAGCUAGUUAGACUGAUUAAGAUGAGCGCCGCACUGCAAGCAAAGGCGCUGUUGAUACGCGCCGUCGAGUGCGAUCAGAGCGGACGAAUUUUGGAGGCGCAAACGCUUUAUCAAGAUGGCAUUGCCCAGCUGAUGACGUUCGUCAGCACCGAGCCGGAUGAGGUGAAGCGCAAGGGGUUUCUAACAAGAAUCAAAGAGUAUAUGGAUCGAGCGGAUGCCAUCAAGGCACGCGUCAAUGGCCAACUGAUGCUGGGCGAAGUCGUAACCCACCUGUCGAUCGAGGAGAACGAUACUGGAAACGAUUACGAUCAGAUAUUCGGCAAAUAUAUGACCAAUCAAACUAUAGAGAUUAUGCUCGAGGAGCCCUACCUAAGCCAAAACUAUCAGUACCAAAAUCUUAUACGCUUCUUGGAGCUGGCUGUAACCAAUUGCAAGCAACUGAAGUAUGUGCGAUUGGUCACCAAAAAGGAUGCAGCAAAUCCGGAACAGCAAUCAACAAACCUAGGCCAAAUCAAGGCGGAUCUGGAGCGCCGAGAGAUCUCCUUCUACAUAAAGUACGAAGACACAUUGCACGAUCGGAAAAUAUUCCUAAGCAAUGGCUAUAUUAUCAAAAUUGGACGAGGACUGCACUUUUAUAAGGCAUCCAAUCCCAUGUACUCCAUCGGCCUGACUAACUACAGGUACAGAAAGUGCUUGCAGACAGAUGUCGACAUUUGGCGAACUUCGCGCAUUCCCAAUUAAAUAAGAGACAAUCAUCGAUUCCAAGAAGCAGUUAGAAAAGUCGAAAGUAUUUUUGUGUGAGUUUUACCUUUAAAUUUAAUAAUAAAGUUUUUCAACUUUUUAUACCUUUUUGCGAGAAAACGCCCUGGCCAGAGCUGGAGAUUUUUCGAUGUGCUAUAAAUUUUGCAGUCGCGAAGAAUAUAUGAAUAUGGCUGCAGGGACGGUUUUUUGCUGGCACAGAAUGUUUAAAAUUCAUAACUUUCCUGCCACUUCGGAUGCGAAGGCAGCUGCACAGCUGGUGGCUGCUUGGAAACCGGCUUCUGUCUGUUGGCUGCUGUUUUAAAUGCCGCUAGCAGCGGGCGGCCAAUGCAGUUGCAUAAAAGACAGAGAGCGGAAGCGCGCUCGAUACCUCAACCAUUGUCGCCCAAAAGGAGUCGCUGUGUCCUUAACGUUGCAGCUUUAAGCCAGCCAGCUCAACGUCUCUGCCUCGCACUCUCGGCUGGCAGAGACAUGUGCGUGGAUAAUUAGAACUGCGCCACAGUUGGCUGCACAUUCUCAUUGCCGGGCCAGAGACAGGGUCCACCUUUUGGUGGGGGCCACACACACACACAGAGAGAGAGAAGCACACACACAAUAUAUUUUCAAUUUACUUGGUGGCAUGCCAAGGAUUUAUCAACAGAUGAAGGCAAUUGUUACGCGCCGCGAUGAGCCGGCCUAAUAAAUUGCACCAGAGCUAAAAUGCUUUGCUCGCUUUUAAAUUUUAUGGCCCGUAAGAAGGGCACACUAAUGCGACUGUCAAGCCAAAACCGAAGCCCCCGCCCACGCCCCCGUCAACGCCCACAGUUUUUGCCACCCCUAAUUUUGGUUUUUAGCACGAACGAAGCGCCUGCAACUGAAAUUGUGACUGGGCUUCCAUUUGGGCUAAGCUGGCUAUUCAUUGCUGGGAUCAUCUAAACAAGCAACAAGACGCACAAGCGAAAGCAUGCCCCAAAUUGCGUAAGGCUACGGCCUAGGAUUUUCUGCGCUCUUGUGGCCCAACCUGACAAUUAGAUGCUUCAGUUGCUACCAGAAAAGAAAUCUGUAACUAAACCAACUAUAUUCAAACGAGACUAGUGACAGAUCCAUAAUACGAAUAAUACGAGCUUUAAAGUUUGGCUACAGUUGCAAUGUCUUAAGAGACAUAUAAUAUUGAGUUAAUAAUACUUAUAUUAUGCUAUAAAGGCAGUUGCCCAGAUUCCUGUUUAAUUAAUUUUGAAAAGAAGCAAACAGUUUAAAACUCUUGCCAACCAAAUACUUCGCAUUCCCCCAAACAUGCGGCAACAUACUUAAUAAACAUAAAGCACGUUCAAUUAGUUCAAAUUAUUGAGAUAUUAUGAAUUUUGUACAAACUUCU